Sclerotinia sclerotiorum 1980 UF-70 is the source of this 201-nucleotide messenger RNA. RefSeq lists its product with no specific name. NCBI's taxonomy places the organism in Eukaryota, Fungi, Ascomycota, Leotiomycetes, Helotiales, Sclerotiniaceae. The record is from RefSeq and is a predicted model, not a curated record. The coding region runs from base 1 to 201 and encodes 66 amino acids. The transcript has a single exon.
AUGCCUAUAGACCCCAAACCCUUCUAUAUUCAGAAAGCCUCUACUUCAAUCAUUGCCCUCACAAACAAGACUCCCUUUGAUAACCACUUAUUCGUACGAAUCAACCAAAUGUACCCAACCCGAAGCGCUGGAUCUUUUGCAAUCCUCACAGCCCUAAAGAAAGUCCUCGGACCAAACGCCUCCCUCUUAAGGGAGGUUUAA